Molecule: messenger RNA, 3070 nt
Organism: Neomonachus schauinslandi (Hawaiian monk seal)
Lineage: Eukaryota; Metazoa; Chordata; Mammalia; Carnivora; Phocidae
Gene: OSBPL3
Product: oxysterol binding protein like 3
Exons: 22
Coding region: 98-2761 (887 amino acids)
Cellular component (GO): plasma membrane; perinuclear endoplasmic reticulum; intracellular membrane-bounded organelle
Molecular function (GO): cholesterol binding
Source: RefSeq, a predicted model, not a curated record
GAACUGAGCCACCUGCCCGUGUGCGACUUCCGUACUCUCAGCUCCACUGUCUUCUGAUGGCAUUUUGACUGCAUCGAGACCAAGUGACCCACUGCUCAUGAUGAGUGACGAGAAGAACCUUGGGGUGUCCCAAAAACUGGUCUCACCUUCAAGGAGCAUAAGUAGCUGCUCCUCCAAGCAAGGAAGUCGACAGGACAGCUGGGAAGUGGUGGAAGGGCUGAGAGGAGAGAUGAGUUACACCCAAGAGCCUCCCAUUCAGGAAGGAUUUUUGCUGAAAAAGAGGAAAUGGCCCUUAAAAGGCUGGCACAAGAGAUUUUUCUAUCUGGACAAAGGAAUCUUGAAAUAUGCCAAGAGCCAAACCGAUAUCGAGAGAGAGAAGCUGCACGGCUGCAUUGAUGUUGGGCUCUCGGUGAUGUCCGUAAAGAAGUCAUCAAAAUGCAUAGAUCUGGAUACCGAGGAGCACAUCUACCAUCUGAAGGUCAAGUCAGAAGAAGUCUUUGAUGAGUGGGUAUCCAAACUCCGCCACCACAGAAUGUAUCGUCAGAAUGAAAUCGCCAUGUUUCCACACGAGGUUAACCACUAUUUCCCAGGAUCCACUGUCACAGACUCCACAUCUGGGGUCUUGGACUCCCUUUCAAGUAGGAAGCGUAGCAGUAUAUCAAAGCAGAGCUCGAUUCAAACUGGAAGCAAUUUAUCAUUUUCUUGUGCUGGUGAGACACGAGUUCCAUUAUGGUUACAAUCUUCAGAGGACAUGGAGAAAUGCUCGAAAGACUUGGCACACUGUCAUGCCUACCUGGUGGAAAUGAGCCAUCUCCUCCAAAGUAUGGAUGUCCUGCAUCGGACAUAUUCGGCGCCUGCAAUCAACGCCAUCCAGGGUGGAGCUUUUGAAAGUCCCAAAAAGGAAAAAAGAUCACACAGGAGGUGGCGGUCCAGAGCUAUUGGCAAAGAUGCUAAAGGAACGCUGCAGGUCCCUAAACCUUUCUCUGGCCCAAUAAGACUGCAUUCCUCCAAUCCUAAUUUGUCAACGUUAGAUUUUGGAGAAGAGAAAAAUUACUCUGAUGGCUCUGAAACCUCGUCGGAGUUUUCUAAAAUGCAAGAAGACCUGUGUCAUAUUGCCCAUAAAGUUUACUUCACUUUAAGGUCAGCUUUUAAUACCAUAUCAACAGAGCGAGAGAAGCUGAAGCAGCUGAUGGAACAGGAUGUCUCCUCCUCCCCCUCUGCCCAGGUCAUCGGCCUGAAACACGCCCUGUCAUCCGCCCUAGCACAAAACACAGACCUUAAAGAACGCUUAUGCAGAAUCCAUGCUGAGUCUCUGCUCCUCGAUUCCCCCGCUGCUGCCAAGUCGGGUGACAGUCUGGCAGAGGAAAACUCCAGAGAUGACAGCCGAGCUCUGGUCCAUCAGCUUUCCAAUGAGAGUAGACUCUCCAUCACUGACUCCCUUUCGGAGUUUUUUGAUGCACAGGAAGUUCUGUUAUCUCCAAGCUCUUCAGAAAAUGAGAUUUCUGAAGAUGACUCCUAUGUCAGUGACAUAAGUGAUAACCUUUCCUUAGACAAUCUCAGUAAUGACUUAGAUAAUGAGAGACAGACCUUGGGGCCUUUGCUCGAAAGUGGUGCGGAAGCCAAGUCCAAACGAAGAACUUGCUUGCCGGCUCCGUGUCCCAGCGCCAGGACGAUCAGCUUGUGGAACAUCCUGCGGAAUAACAUCGGGAAGGAUCUGUCCAAAGUGGCCAUGCCGGUGGAGCUGAACGAGCCCCUGAACACACUGCAGCGGCUCUGUGAGGAGCUGGAGUACAGCGAGCUUCUGGACAAGGCCGCACAGAUCCCCAGCGCCUUGGAAAGGAUGGUGUACGUGGCAGCUUUUGCCGUAUCGGCAUAUGCAUCUAGCUACUUCCGAGCUGGGAGCAAGCCCUUUAAUCCUCUUCUUGGAGAGACAUAUGAGUGUAUCCGUGAGGACAAAGGCUUCCGGUUCUUUUCAGAACAGGUCAGCCACCAUCCACCUAUCUCUGCUUGUCACGCUGAGUCUGGAAAUUUUGUUUUCUGGCAAGAUGUGAGGUGGAAAAACAAAUUCUGGGGCAAAUCCAUGGAAAUUGUUCCCAUUGGCACAACCCAUGUGACUCUGCCAGCCUUCGGAGAUCAUUUUGAGUGGAACAAAGUGACCUCUUGCAUCCAUAACAUCUUAAGUGGGCAGAGAUGGAUUGAGCACUACGGAGAGAUUGUCAUCAAGAACCUGAAUGAUGACUCCUGCCACUGCAAAGUGAAUUUUAUAAAGGCGAAAUACUGGAGCACUAAUGCCCGUGAGAUUGAAGGUACAGUAUUUGACAAGAAUGGAAAAGCGGUGCAUCGGCUCUUUGGGAAAUGGCAUGAAAGCAUCUACUGCGGUGGCUCCUCUUCGUCCGCUUGUGUCUGGAGAGCGAAUCCCAUGCCAAAGGGCUAUGAGCAAUAUUAUGGCUUCACACAGUUUGCCCUGGAAUUAAAUGAAAUGGACCCAUUGUCAAAGUCUUUAUUACCACCUACUGACACUCGAUUUAGACCAGACCAAAGGUUCCUCGAAGAAGGGAACAUAGAAGAGGCUGAAAUACAAAAGCAGAGGAUCGAACAGCUGCAGAGAGAAAGGCGGCGGGUCUUAGAAGAAAACUGCGUGGAGCACCAGCCCCGGUUUUUCAGGAAAUCCAACGAUGACUCCUGGGUGAGCAACGGCACCUAUUUGGAACUUAGAAAAGAUCUUGGUUUUUCCAAACUGGACCAUCCUGUCUUAUGGUGAAAAAGGAAAGAAGAAUGAUACACCCUUCUACUUCUCCUGUGUUUGCUUUCCGAAGUCACACACCUGUGUCUGUGUAUUUAAAAGAAAUUACUUAGAAUGAUCGCCUGUGCUUAGCUUAGCAUUGUAAGUAUUUAAGUAUGUAUUUUCUUCAGUAGGUUUCUUUACAAUUUCAAAUGUUAUCACGAUUGUUUAUAUGAACGUAGAACACCUUGAUAUUUCAUUUUAUAUAUAAACUAUUUAAUAAAAAUGAAAGAUUGAAUGUUAACGUGUGGGUUAAAAAAGAAGCUUUAACACUAAUUUUCCAAAGGU